This is a messenger RNA of Volvox carteri f. nagariensis, 297 nucleotides long. RefSeq lists its product as uncharacterized. Lineage: Eukaryota; Viridiplantae; Chlorophyta; Chlorophyceae; Chlamydomonadales; Volvocaceae. The annotation marks the transcript as partial. The record is from RefSeq and is a predicted model, not a curated record. Gene Ontology annotation, molecular function: GTPase activity; GTP binding; translation elongation factor activity. The transcript is spliced from 3 exons. Gene Ontology annotation, biological process: translation; translational elongation.
GUUGUUUUCGUGGGUCAUCAUCAAUCUGGGAAGAGCACGGCAGCGGGUCAUAUAUUGGUCAAAUUUGGCGGACUGGAGAAGCGGAUUCUGAUGCGGGUUGAAAGAGAAACCAGCAAUCGCCCCACUUCGCGGUAUGCAUGGGUCCUGGAUCGCUCCCGCUUGGAACGAGACCGGUCUAUGACCCUGGACCUGAAACUCAACCGGAAUGGCGGGAAUACAGAUGUGGUGCUGACUCUGAUCGAUACCCCCGGUCACCGGGACUACCUGAGGAGUACCAUUGCAGGGAUAACGCAGGCA